CUGCGGUCGCUCCAUGGCCGGGCGCCACUGGCCUCCUGGCCUCUGUUACCGCUGACGAUAUGGCGCAUAAAGGUCACAGUGGUGUGAAUCAGCUGGGCGGUGUCUUCGUCGGUGGUCGGCCGCUCCCGGACUCAACGCGACAGAAAAUCGUCGAGUUGGCGCAUUCUGGCGCGCGUCCUUGUGACAUCUCGAGGAUACUUCAAGUCAGCAAUGGUUGUGUCUCGAAGAUACUUGGAAGGUAUUACGAGACGGGCUCGAUACGACCGAGGGCAAUAGGCGGUAGUAAACCCCGAGUGGCAACCGCCGAGGUAGUAGGUAAAAUUUCCAUGUACAAGAGUGAGUGUCCAUCGAUAUUCGCAUGGGAGAUACGUGACCGACUGCUCCAAGAAGGCGUCUGCACCAAUGACAACAUACCAAGUGUGUCGUCCAUCAACAGGGUACUGAGGAACCUAGCUGCGCAGAAGGAGCAGAGACAGCAGCAUCAGCAGCAGCACAAUCCCCAGCAGCAACAGGGCGUUGGAGUUGGCGCUGGUAGUCCUUCUGAUAGUGUUUACGAUAAGUUGAGGCUGCUCAAUGGACAGACGACUGGGUGGCCGAGGCCAAAUCCUUGGUACCCAACCGGUGCUGGAAGUCCAUUUCCGUCUCUUCAACCGUCUCUGAGUCCCAGUCACUGUACAGCGCUCCCCCCAGAUCCAGCGGACAUUCUCCACGCGAAGAAAGUGGCUGAGUUAGAAGGUGGAGCUCACUCAGACGAGACAAACAGUGGUGGAGACAACAGCAAUGCGGGUAGUGUAUCCGGUGGUGGUGACGAUGAUCAAGCGCGACUAAGAUUAAAACGCAAACUCCAGCGGAACCGCACGAGUUUCACGAACGAGCAGAUCGACGCCCUUGAGAAAGAAUUCGAGAGAACGCACUACCCAGACGUCUUCGCCCGGGAGAGAUUAGCCGGAAAAAUAGGUCUCCCCGAGGCGCGAAUACAGGUAUGGUUUUCGAAUCGACGCGCAAAGUGGCGACGCGAGGAGAAACUGAGGACACAGAGGAGGGACAACGGUGGACAACAGCAAUCGAGUCAACAGCAGCAGCAGCAGGCACCCCAACAGCAACCGCAGCACACUGGGGCUGUUAGUCUAGGGCAUCUGACCCCACCGCCCUCUAUUCUCGGUGGUCAAGCCCCUCCACAGGGACCACCAUCACCACCGAGAAUUCAUCAUGGGUUCGCUCCUACCGCUGUGUAUCCAGGGAUACCAAGCAUGCCGGAUUCGUACAGUCCCAUGACGUCAAUGCCCAGCUUCACCAUGUCCGGCCAACAGAGCCAGCAGCACACAACCAGCAUGUCCUCCCUGUCGUCCGGAGGAAUGGGUCCAAUGGGAAUGACAGUUGGCAUGACAGUGGGACCGAGUCCAGCGGCCUGCCUCCAUCAGCGCGACAAUGGCUACUCCUGCGGUGUUGCCCGACCCCCGAGCUACGAGCCUCUGCACCUCGGCUACGGUGGACGUCCCUCCUGCAGUCCAACGCAACCCUAUCACACAACUGGCUUGAAUCAAUACAACCAGAAUGCCAGCUCGACUGGCUUGAUAUCACCAGGCGUGAGUGUACCAAUUGCCGUGCCAGGGCAACCAGCGCCAGAAAUGUCAGCCCAAUACUGGUCCCCGAGGCUGCAGUGACCGUGGUGAUCGUCCACGUCGACCCCAACGUAAUAACCAACACCCAAAAGCGUCAUGAAAGACCGGUCCUCGUGUGUACGAUCUCAAUAUCACCUCUACUGCCACCCUCACACAUAAAAAAAUAUAUACAAAAAGAAAAUUGGUCUCUUAAGCGUCAAGUCAAAGAGCGUCGUUAAGUUUGUUAUCACAAGAAUCAUUUAGUAAACUUAUUUCAUUUGUAGAAAGAAAAAAAAACCUGGAGGUAGGUAAAUCAAAGAAUUAUUCGAAAUGAAGGAAUCUAGUUGUUAAGUCGAUAUUAUUAGUAAUAUUUAUAUAUUCGUGUAACGAAAAAAAAAAGAAAGUGAUGAGAUGAAGAGGAAUAAUAAUGAAUCGGUCGAUGAAUGUCGUGUGUGCACACCCCAAAUUUAUCCCCCCCCGACUAUUUUCCAUUAUAAUUAAUUACGGCAUUGGCAGGAUAAAGAUGGCAACAAAGAUUUAAUUAAACGUCGAUUCGCUAUUGUAUACAUAAUUACAUGUCUCUAUUGUAUAUGAUCACCCGUGAGUUUUAAUUAAUUGUGAACUAAAGAGAACAGCUGGAAAUUUAAUCAACAGAAUGAAAAAGAAUUUUUAAAAAAAUUAUAAUUAAUUGACCGAAUUGUGAUUUGUCUUUUAGGCCAGACUAAUGUUUUAAGCGUACAAUUAUACGAUUCUAAAUAAAAUAUAGAUAGAGUGUGCUUUAAUCAGAGUCAAAGAGAACCCUUCUUCACCGUCCUACUACUGUCCAACAAAUUUCACUCAAACAGCCGACAAAUUAAAACCUAGUAAUUAAGAGAAUAAACUUACCUUGGAGUUUCUUGGGUAGGAAUCAUGUA
Messenger RNA from Diachasma alloeum, 2515 nucleotides. RefSeq names its product paired box protein Pax-6. The record is from RefSeq and is a predicted model, not a curated record. The coding region runs from base 60 to 1664 and encodes 534 amino acids. The transcript has 9 exons. Gene Ontology annotation, molecular function: DNA-binding transcription factor activity, RNA polymerase II-specific; RNA polymerase II cis-regulatory region sequence-specific DNA binding. Gene Ontology annotation, biological process: anatomical structure development; regulation of transcription by RNA polymerase II. NCBI's taxonomy places the organism in Eukaryota, Metazoa, Arthropoda, Insecta, Hymenoptera, Braconidae.